CGGGCUCCAAGGCGCCGGGGCAGGGAAUGCGGGGCACAAUGGUGAGCAGCCCGGGGCUGCUGCUUCUUGCCCCUCGGCAGGGCCGGGCUCCGAGCCGCAGCUGCCCCGGGCCAGCAGCAGGCGGCAGCUCGCAGGCGCUGUCAGCGCCCGGCCCGGCACGGAGCUGGGCUGCAGCGGCUGCAGAGCCACAGGGGCCGGGGCUGCGGGCACCGAGAGCUCCCGGAGGCUGCGCUUGUCUCCGCAGCUGCUGCCGCACCUCUGGGCAGCGGGGACAGCGCAGCCACAGCUGCCACCGCCCUCCUGAGCCCCCAGCGCCGGCACCAGCAGUGACCUCUCCCCGUGUCCCUUUCAGGGUGCCAUCAGCGCGGCUGUGAAGCUGUUCCCGAGGCCGAGCUCCCAAAGGAUCUGCCCGCACUCCUGAUGUGUCAGGAGGAAGGUGCUGUUUGCUCUGGGCAGAGAGAUUCCGGCUGUGAGCAGGAGGAGCGUGAACCCUGCUCCGUUCCUGGAGCUGCAAAUGAGCGCCUACAGGAGCGAUCAGCAACAGGGAGUAGACAUAGAAGAUUCCUGGGUGAAUGGUUCAGGGGCCAUCCCGUGGGCACGGCGGUGCUGAUUCUGCUGCUCCUGGUGCUGGUGCUGGCUUUGGGGGUGGCCUUGGCUGUGCUGGCAGCACCACAGUUUCCAGUCACAGCUGCCCCCUCACAGUGUGUUCUGUGCUGUCCCCAUGACUGGGUUGGCUACAAGGGGGUCUGCUACUACUUCUCACGGGAUUGCAGCACCUGGGAGCAGGGUCAGGAACAGUGCUCCGAGCUCGGGGCCUCCCUGGCCAUUGCCAAGGAUGAGGAGGCCAUGGAUUUGCUCUUCCGCCUCCGUGGGAACGUUGAUUUCUGGCUCGGGCUGCGCAGACGGGGCGAGCGCCUGCACUGGGGGGACGGCAGCAGCUACAGCUCCCGGGUUCCUGUCUUUGACAAUUCCUCCUGUGUGUACCUGGCUGAUGAGAGAUUGAGGAGUGACAACUGCUCCAAUGAGCGGCCGUAUCUCUGCAGCAAGGCCCCAGCUCCCCUGUAACAGGGGCUGCAGAAAGGACCUUCUCCACACUGGGCAGUGCCAGCUUCACCUCUGAGCCCAGCACAGCGCUGUCCUUCCUCAGCUGCAGCCUGUGCCUUGCCCUUCCUCUCAGGGUCACCUCAGUGCCUCUUCAUGCCCAGUGCCAACGCUGGGCUGGGGCUGCAAAGGAAAAGUCUCUGCAAUCCAUCCUGCCACCGCUGCUGCCUGCAGGGAGUGCAUUGCCCUCAUUAUAUGUGGGAAACAUGAGUCACUAUUUACACUUUUUAUGAAAGUUAAUUAAGGGUUAAAGUCCUGCCCUGGGAUGCUUCUGCUUGCAUAGACAAACUAUGUUUUCUAUAUACUGUUACAUAUUAGAGCUACAUGCAUAUUUAUACAAGUUUUUAAGAAUUCAAAGCUAACUUUCAAUUUUUGUACUGUUUUGGUUUUUUUUAACUUUUGUCUUGUCUUCAAGCGAUUUUGUACCUUAAACUAGUAUAUUCCAUGGUUUCUUGUGAUUCUAUUAUUUUGUAUUUUCACUCCCUGAA
Messenger RNA from Agelaius phoeniceus (red-winged blackbird), 1589 nucleotides. RefSeq lists its product as uncharacterized. The record is from RefSeq and is a predicted model, not a curated record. NCBI's taxonomy places the organism in Eukaryota, Metazoa, Chordata, Aves, Passeriformes, Icteridae.